AUGGGGACACGGGACGGGUGUAAACGGUCGCCGGGCACCCCCUCCUCGAUGCCCGUGUCCUUGUCCAUGCCUCUGUCCCUCCCCCACUCCUCUUCCUCCUCCUCCGCCCUGUCGCAGGACCCCCCCAGCCGUCGGCGUAGUAACGGGGAGAACUCUCAACACAAGUGGGCUCAGCGUCUGGACAAACUGAGGCUGUCACGGUCGCCUCCCCCCGCCCUGAGCGUGGCGCCCGCUUCCAGCACCAUGCCGAGCCUCGCCAACGCCACGGGCAACCGGAGGCCAGGACGACUGGUGCGGGAGGGCGGGGUCUCCGUAAGCUCCUCCCACGAUGACUUUGGGGGUGGCGCUCACACGUUUUCCGGUUUCUCCUUUGGUCUGCUGCAUCACGGCGCAGACGGCACGCCACAGACGCCCGGGGGCAGCCUGCCGUGGAGAGGCAGCCGUUGGCACAAGUGCAGACUGGUGCUGAGGGAAAGGGAGCGCGAGGGCGAGCGAGGGGACGACUUCUACCUGGAGUUCUUCAUCCCUCCCAAGGCGUCCAAGCCUCGCCUUAGCGCCCCCUGCUGUUCCAUUGUGGAAGUGAGGAGCACCACAGCUCUGGAGAUGCCCGACAAAGAGAACACCUUUCUGCUGCAGAUGGACUCGGCUCAGUACAUGAUCGAGACUCGUGACGCGGUGCAGAUGAGGGCGUGGCUUAGUGACAUCCGCAACGCCAUGUGCAUCAGUGAACAGGACGAGUCUGAAGGGACCGGACCUCUGGACCUCAGCGGGACUCCGGAGAUCAUAGAUCGCCUCUCACAAGUUUGUUACGGAGGCAUCGCAGGCUCCUCCCCCCUCAUGGAUCCACUCCCCCCCGAGCUCCCGCCUCGCGCUCCUCUCGACGAAUCGGACGCCAGGAUCUUGGGAGGGGGCGGAGCCAGUCUGGGCACGCCAUUCGCCGAGACGCCAGAUGCCACCGGGUCGUUCCUCUUCUCUGACCCGCUCCCCUCAGACAUGGCUGACCACCCUCUGAGUGAGUGCCAGUGGUUCCAUGGGACACUUUCUCGGCUGAAGGCGGCUCAGCUGGUGUUGGCAGGAGGACCGGCCUCCCACGGUGUCUUCUUGGUCCGACAGAGCGAGACCCGCAGAGGAGAGUAUGUGCUCACGUUCAACUUCCAGGGGAAAGCCAAGCACCUGCGACUGUCUCUGAACGAGGAUGGCCAGUGCCGCGUGCAGCACCUGUGGUUCCAGUCCAUCUUCGACAUGUUGGAGCACUUCAGAGUUCACCCCAUCCCCCUGGAGUCGGGCGGCGCCUCCGACGUCACGCUCAUCAGCUUUGUGGGCGCCACGGCGGUGCGCCAGCCAGGCCGCGAUCGGGCCGGCAGUCGCGCCGCAGCCUGUGAUGUCAUCAAUACGCGCCAUCCCGACUCCCCAUCAACCCCCAUCUCAGACUGUGUACUUGACCAGCAGUCGUCCCCCGGCACGCCCUCCGCCACCACAGCUGCCUGCGCCUACCUCCGCCACCACGAGCCCUGCGACCACGGCAACCAACACGACCACAGCUCCGCCCCUAACCCCGCCCCCCACCACCACGGGAGGCGUGGCCAGUGCUGGGGCAGUGCCAGACGAGUGGGAGGAGCCAACAGACCCGGAGGAAGGCCCCAGAGUUCCCCGCGCCGUCGACAAUCACUGACAGAGAACCUGACAGAGAACCUGACCGAGAACCUGACCGAGAACCUGACAGAGAACCUGACCGAGAACCUGACCGAGAACCUGACCGAGAACCUGACCGAGAACCAGACCGAGAACCUGACCGAGAACCUGACCGAGAACCAGACCGAGAACCUGACCGAGAACCUGACCGAGAACCAGACCGAGAACCAGACCGAGAACCUGACCGAGAACCAGACCGAGAACCUGACCGAGAACCAGACCGAGAACCAGACCGAGAACCUGACCGAGAACCAGACCGAGAACCAGACCGAGAACCAGACCGAGAACCAGACAGAGAACCUACAGCGUUCAUAA
This is a messenger RNA of Knipowitschia caucasica, 2007 nucleotides long. Lineage: Eukaryota; Metazoa; Chordata; Actinopteri; Gobiiformes; Gobiidae. The record is from the annotation of a GenBank genome assembly.